Pseudozyma flocculosa PF-1 is the source of this 1629-nucleotide messenger RNA. RefSeq lists its product as uncharacterized. NCBI's taxonomy places the organism in Eukaryota, Fungi, Basidiomycota, Ustilaginomycetes, Ustilaginales, Ustilaginaceae. The coding region runs from base 1 to 1629 and encodes 542 amino acids. The record is from RefSeq and is a predicted model, not a curated record. The transcript has 2 exons.
AUGACCCUACCACACCCUUCCUCGCCCGGGACGCUCGGCGACUCCCACACUGCCUCGCCCUCGACCCUCACCGAGACCCAAGUCAUCCUCGGCUUCCACACCCUCCUCAAGGCCGCCCUCACCCAGGCAAAGGCAGACGGCCUCAUCAGCCAGGACGACCUCGCCUACCUCCACCCCGCAGCCAACCGCGCAGAUCCAUCGCAGCCCGCCGCGCAACCACCACCGCACGCCAUAGACGUCGAGGUCUCCGGCCCAGCCCUCUGCCUCUUCUUCGCCGCCCUCCGCGCCAGGGGCGACCCUCCGCAGAUCGAGUUCCCGUACCCGCAGGGCGCCGCCGACCGCGACCUCGUCCUGUCCGAGCACACAUGCCCGCCCUCGUUCCUCCCCUUUUUCCGCGUGUGGCAGAAUACUGUCCUGCCCAUCCAGUACCUCUCGGCCGAACACCGCUACGACCUCGCACUCCUCCUCACCGAAAACGAACCCGUCUCCAGCCCCGUCCGCGUAGACGUCGUCGCCAUAUCCAACGAUCUCAAGAGGGUCGCAAUCGACAUUGCACAGCGGCGGAGCUUCCAGCUGCGCUUCUCGACCGAUCUGCAGCACGCUCUCGACUCGGCCGUCCGCUCCCGGCCCGCCUCUGUCGAAGUGGGCAGGGCCUCCUCCGAUGGCCACAGUGGUUCGACGGCUGAGCCCCCUCGGUCAUCUCAGGACUCGACCCACACCAGGUACCAGCCACCGCCUUCAUACGACGCCGACGACUUUGCCAGCGAGCGCCACAACCAUUCUGUCGCGCCUCCGCAAGGCUCCUCCUCUGCUACCGGCGCCAAGCCGCAACAGCCGCCUCGACCGCACAGGCCAUCCUCAUCCUCGUCCUCGUCCGCGGCUGCGACCGGACCCUCCACGCCGCAGCCCUGCAGCCAGACGAUAGAGACGCUUUCCCUGAUCCGAGAGACGCUCUUCUCGGCCCUCGGCGACUGCUUUGCCCUCUAUCCCUCGUUGCGCGAGAUCGUAUCGAGGUCCCUCCCCGACGCGACUCAAGGACAACAACAGGCGCACCUCAACGAGUGGUCCUCGAGGGCCUGCUUCGCGUGCCUGUGCCUUGCCAUCCUCGAAGUGGCCCUGACCCGUUUGAGCCUGGAAGCCCCGGACCCGGCGAAUCCGGGAGCGAUCCCAGAGGGCAGCAUCAAGACGGUCCAGGUAUCCCAAUCUCCACCACAGCUGCUUCGAGCCGCUACUUGCCCGCCACAGCUGGUGCCCCUGCUCCGGGCUUUUAUCGCCAUCGGCGCUGGCCUGUUCGAGCUCAAGAACCUCGACGACGAGGCUGCCAUCGCCGCAGUGCAAAAGGCGGACAGAGGCGGGCAGGGGCCCGACCAGUCGUCGAUGCCGCAACCUCAGAUCGACAGGCUAAGACGGAUGCUCCAGACGGGCGAAACGACGGCGCGAUCCGUGGCGGAAACGAGGAGCGACCAGAAGGUCGGAUCGCCCCUCGAGCCGUUGCAGGCGGCGGCGGCCAAGGCGGACAGCCUCGGCCUGGCCAUCAACCAGAUGGCCAUGCAGAUCUUCCGUCUUCCCGGCUUUCAGGAGCGCCUGUCGAGCGCCAUCGGCGUGCUCACGUCGAUCCACAGCGUAUGA